AUGCGCGGCCACGUACAGUAUCGUGCUGUGCUGCAAACCUUCCGAGUCGCAAAAGUUGUGCAGCAACAACCCCACAGGCCACCGCCGUGCUUCCACGGCAGCCACCAGCCAGUCAGCGCCAGCCCAUCGCGCGCAGCCUGCCCGGAACUCGCCGCCGCUGGACGCCUUCCCUCAGCGUCCGGACGGCGCGCGGCGCAUCAACCUCGAGCUCCUCCCCGUGCGGUGCCCGCCGCCGCAAGUCCUGCCACCUGUUGGCUCGUCAUCGCCGCGCUCAUUGGCUGCCGAAAAUAUAGUGCAACGACGUAUUCGGCGCACAAAAACACGGGCAGCACGACUCAAGCCUCGAGUGGCAUUCUCGAGCUUACCGUGCGUGACGCAGGACUGCUGCGCUGCACUGGGGAGACGGUGCUGGCCAUCGACGGCGAACUCGCCCGCCGGAAGCGCAUGGUCAUUUCGCUGCUCUGUUAG
Molecule: messenger RNA, 468 nt
Organism: Phytophthora sojae
Lineage: Eukaryota; Oomycota; Peronosporomycetes; Peronosporales; Peronosporaceae
Exons: 1
Coding region: 1-468 (155 amino acids)
Source: RefSeq, a predicted model, not a curated record